Eimeria mitis is the source of this 435-nucleotide messenger RNA. RefSeq lists its product as uncharacterized. The transcript has 2 exons. The record is from RefSeq and is a predicted model, not a curated record. NCBI's taxonomy places the organism in Eukaryota, Apicomplexa, Conoidasida, Eucoccidiorida, Eimeriidae. Bases 1 to 435 code for a protein of 144 amino acids.
AUGUCUGCUCGUGGUGUUUCUGGUUGUGUGUGUCUACCGUUGAUCGAUAGCAGUGUCGUUUCUUUAUUAUUUUUUAUUGUUGCUGCUGCCUCUGCUGCUGCUGCUGCUGCUGCUGGUGCUGCUGCUGCUGCAGCUGCUGCUGCUGCUGCUGCAGCACGAAGAGGAGAAGAGAGAAGGCUGGGGCUGCGGGGCGCAGCAAACCUGUGUCUGCUGGGGGCCCUGUGGGAGUCUAGCGAGGCCCUCGGGGGCGCAGCAAACCUGUGUCUGCUGGGGGCCCUGUGGGAGUCUAGCGAGGCCCUCGGUGCUGCUGUUGAGGCUGCAUGCAUACAGCCCCUUGCUGCAGCAGGUAACCAGCAGCAGCAGCAGCAGCAACAGCAACAGCAGCAGCAGCAGCAACAGCAGCAGCAGCAGAAGGAGGGAGAAAGCGGGGAGUGA